This is a messenger RNA of Nyctereutes procyonoides (raccoon dog), 690 nucleotides long. Its product is annotated as endoplasmic reticulum resident protein 27-like. Gene Ontology annotation, biological process: response to endoplasmic reticulum stress; protein folding. NCBI's taxonomy places the organism in Eukaryota, Metazoa, Chordata, Mammalia, Carnivora, Canidae. Gene Ontology annotation, cellular component: endoplasmic reticulum. The record is from RefSeq and is a predicted model, not a curated record. The transcript is spliced from 5 exons. The coding region runs from base 1 to 690 and encodes 229 amino acids.
AUGCUGCUGUUUGCAGGGCUGGACUCUGCCUUGGGGAUACUGGGCAGGUGGGUGUGGGGCUCUGGCCCUCGCGUGGCCCCUGCAGGAGCACGUGAACACAGACAACAGGAGAAUUCUGCAGAGGAAGAUGCGGUGCUUGCAGAAUCUGGGAACCUCAUGAGAAACCCUUCUGCUGCUGUAGUAGUUGACUCCUGGCCUCAGGUGGACAACAAAAAACUGGAUUUAGAGAGCAAAUACAUUGAAAGCAUUGAUGCCACCAAAUUAAGCCGUUUCAUUGAGAUCAACAGUCUCCACCUGGUGACAGAGUACAACCCUGCGACUGUGAUUGGCCUAUUUAAUAGCAUGAUCCAGAUUCAUCUUCUACUGAUGAUGAACAAGGCCUCUCCAGAGUAUGAAGAAAGCAUGUCCAGAUACCAGAAGGCAGCCAAGCUCUUCCAGGGGAAAAUUCUUUUUGUUCUGGUGGACAGUGGCGUGGAGGCAAAUGGGAAGGUGAUCUCAUUUUUCAAACUAAAAAAGUCUCAACUGCCUGCUUUGGCAAUUUACCGUACUGUGGAUGAAGAGUGGGAUACACUGCCCAUGGCAGAAGUUUCUGUGGAGCAUGUGCAAAACUUUUGUGAUGGAUUCCUAAAAGGGAAACGGCUGAAAGAAAACCAUGAAUCGGAAGAAAAAACUCCAAAGGUUGAACUCUGA